Zophobas morio is the source of this 504-nucleotide messenger RNA. RefSeq lists its product as uncharacterized. Gene Ontology annotation, molecular function: nucleic acid binding. The record is from RefSeq and is a predicted model, not a curated record. NCBI's taxonomy places the organism in Eukaryota, Metazoa, Arthropoda, Insecta, Coleoptera, Tenebrionidae. The transcript has a single exon. The coding region runs from base 1 to 504 and encodes 167 amino acids.
AUGGGUAUUAAUUGGCAAUUCAUUCCUCCGCACGUUCCACACAUGGGUGGGAUAUGGGAGGCAGCGAUAAAAUCUGUAAAGGGUCAUUUAAAGCGCAUUUUAGGCAACGCUCUUCUCAAUUACGAAGAAAUGAACACGAUUUUAAUUAUGAUAGAGGCAUUUACUCCACUUUCUAAUCAUCCAAAUGACCUCUCCGCGCUCACCCCUGCUCAUUUCCUCAUUGGUGGUCCACUGACUGCACCCGCAGAAGAAGACUGUAGCGACAUACUUACCAAUCGCCUGAUUCGCUAUCAACUUUUGGAGAAAAUUCGCCAAGAUUUCUGGAGAAGUUGGUCGCGCGAAUAUCUCCCCUCGUUACAACACAGGGCGAAAUGGCAACGAGUUUCAGCGCGACAGCCACAAGUUGGAGGCCUGGUGAUAGUUUGCGAGGACGGCAUCCCGCCGCAACAAUGGCCCCUUGGUCGUAUACAGGAACUACACCCGGGAACAAUCAGUGCUGCGUAG